AUGGAUUUGGACGCAUUCCUCAAUAAAAAAAGCAAGAAGCUCGCGGGGAGCAAGAAAAAGGCAAAGACAGGGGAGCUCUCCGAGAAGGAGCGGGCAGAACUCGGUCUAGAUGUAUUCGGCGGCCUCGACACCGCCGGUGCGGACCCUAUUCCACUACCGUUGAUGACUGAACAAAACGUCGUUGGCAGCAGCAGCCCUGAUGGUAACAUCAAUAACAACAUCAUCAAGAGCGGCAAUGUGAAUAAAAACUCCACCGCAGCUUCACCCACAAGCCCACAAGAGGCCGUUGUAGCGCCACUCAAACCUGCACCGGAGGAACCCAGUGUUGAUAUCACCUCCACACCUACUCCCACUCCUCCUCCUCCUCCCACUACCACUACCACUACUACUAUUUUGGAGAAGGCGGAGGAGCCUGGUGUUCCUAAUGUGUUUGUGCGGGUGGUGAACACGUCGGAGCGGAAGGCGAAGGGAUGGGGCGCCGUGCGGCCGGCGGCGGGCUCCGUUGAGGAUCUUCUCGCACGAACCGCAGAGAAGUCGGGGCCGCAGAAAUUCGUCGCUCGUGGAAAUGAUGGGGCCACAGGGACCAUCGCCCCCGCACGCGGCCGGCCCCUCGCCACGGCGGAACUCCCAACACUCGAGGAGGUCGCGGCUGGUGUACCGCAGAAGAAUGAGGAAGAGGCAGAAACAGAGAAACCAACAACCACGGGAACAUAUAAGCCACCAACUGAUAAACCAUCCUCUGGAGCUUAUAAACCACCAACCGACAAACCAUCCUCUGGAGCCUACAAACCACCUACCGACAAACCAUCAUCUGGAGCUUACAAGCCGCCAACUGAUAAACCCUCGUCCGGAGCUUAUAAACCACCAACUGAUAAGCCUUCUUCUGGAGCAUAUCAACCACCAACUGAUAAACCAUCAUCUGGAGCUUAUAAGCCACCAACGGAUAAGCCUUCUUCUGGAGCAUAUCAACCACCAACGGAUAAACCAUCAUCUGGAGCUUAUAAGCCACCAACUGAUAAACCAUCAUCUGGAGCAUAUAAGCCACCAACGGAUAAGCCAUCGUCUGGAGUAUACAGACCACCAACAGAGCAGGCAACCAAGGUGGCAGAAGAAACUACCAAUGAUAAGCCAUCAACAGGGGUAUAUAGGCCACCAACAGAGAGAGCAUCUGCUGGGGUAUACAAGCCGCCUACUGACAGACCUUCUGCAGGAGCAUAUAAGCCGCCAACCGAUAAACCAUCCUCUGGAGCCUACAAACCACCUACUGAUAAACCAUCAUCUGGAGCUUACAAGCCACCAACUGAUAAACCAUCAUCUGGAGCUUAUAAACCACCAACUGAUAAGCCGUCUUCUGGAGCAUACAAACCACCAACUGAUAGACCUUCAGCGGGAGUCUACAAGCCACCCAACAGAACCAGCGCUCUCCCGCCAAGUUGA
Messenger RNA from Trypanosoma theileri, 1437 nucleotides. RefSeq lists its product as uncharacterized. The transcript has a single exon. The coding region runs from base 1 to 1437 and encodes 478 amino acids. The record is from RefSeq and is a predicted model, not a curated record. Lineage: Eukaryota; Euglenozoa; Kinetoplastea; Trypanosomatida; Trypanosomatidae.